AUGGCCGACUCCAAUGCUCCCGCAGUGAACGUGAAGCUCGAGAAUGCCAUCCGCGCUGUCAGCGAGAAGAAGCCGAUACCAGAGAUCGAUUUCACCCUGCAUACCAUGGAGGAUGGAACCCAGGUGUCGACCCUGGAGCGAGUGUGCAAAGAUGUGCAAGCUCCUGCUUUCCACAAACCUCGCGAUGACCAAUUCUACGACCCUAACGACCCAACCAAGCCCAACCUCGCAUUCCUCAAGCAGCAUUUCUAUCGUGAAGGGCGUCUGACUGAAGAGCAAGCUCUCUUCAUCUUGUCACGAUGCACUGAGGUCCUUAAGACCGAGCCCAAUCUCCUCGAGAUGGAUGCUCCCAUCACCGUGUGCGGUGAUGUCCAUGGGCAGUAUUACGAUCUGAUGAAAUUGUUUGAGGUUGGUGGCAACCCGGAGGAGACCAGGUAUCUGUUCUUGGGGGACUAUGUGGAUCGAGGGUAUUUCAGUAUUGAGUGUGUUUUGUACCUAUGGUCUUUGAAAAUCCACUAUCCGAACACGCUUUGGCUUCUGAGAGGAAACCACGAGUGCAGACAUUUGACCGACUACUUUACGUUCAAGUUGGAAUGCAAGCACAAAUAUUCCGAACGUGUGUAUGAAGCUUGUAUGGACAGUUUCUGCGCUUUGCCCUUAGCUGCCGUCAUGAACAAGCAGUUCUUGUGUAUCCACGGUGGACUGAGUCCCGAGCUGCAGACACUUGACGACCUCCGAAGUAUUGAUCGCUUCCGCGAACCUCCUACCCACGGUUUAAUGUGCGAUAUCCUUUGGGCGGAUCCACUUGAGGAAUUCGGACAAGAAAAGACCUCGGAUUUCUUCAUCCACAACAACGUCCGCGGUUGUUCGUACUUUUUCUCAUACCCUGCGGCAUGCUCUUUCCUCGAGAAGAACAACCUACUUUCUGUCAUUCGUGCCCAUGAAGCGCAGGAUGCAGGUUACAGAAUGUACAGGAAGACCAAGACGACUGGUUUCCCCAGUGUCAUGACUAUCUUUUCCGCACCCAAUUACUUGGAUGUGUAUAACAACAAGGCAGCCGUGUUAAAAUACGAGAACAACGUCAUGAACAUUAGGCAGUUUAACUGCACACCGCAUCCUUACUGGCUACCAAACUUUAUGGAUGUGUUUACCUGGUCACUUCCGUUCGUCGGCGAGAAGAUCACUGAUAUGCUUAUCGCCAUCCUUAACACUUGCUCCAAGGAAGAGCUCGAAGACGAUUCACUUUCGCCAACUGGAACAGAUCCCAUGUCGCCACCUCUUGAAGUCGAUCUGGAUCCCAACAGCCCAGACGCCAAGCGCCGUGCCAUCAAGAACAAGAUUCUCGCCAUCGGCCGUCUGUCGCGUGUAUUCCAGGUCUUGCGAGAAGAGUCGGAGCGUGUUACUGAGCUCAAGACCGCAACGGGUGGCAGGCUACCCGCUGGAAUGCUUAUGCUCGGUGCUGAAGGUAUCAAGGAGGCCAUUACGUCUUUCGAGGAGGCAAGGAAGGUCGAUCUGCAAAACGAGAGAUUGCCACCGAGUCACGAGGAAGUCGAGAAGAGAGGAAAAGAGGCUAAGGAAGAGGCCAUGAGGACUGCAGUCAGAGAGGCCGACAACGAUAAAGAGUUGAACAGAGUUGCCAGGAGAAUCAGCAUGUAA
This is a messenger RNA of Morchella sextelata, 1656 nucleotides long. RefSeq lists its product as uncharacterized. The transcript has 7 exons. The coding region runs from base 1 to 1656 and encodes 551 amino acids. Gene Ontology annotation, biological process: calcineurin-mediated signaling; fungal-type cell wall organization. Gene Ontology annotation, molecular function: calmodulin binding; calmodulin-dependent protein phosphatase activity. The record is from RefSeq and is a predicted model, not a curated record. Lineage: Eukaryota; Fungi; Ascomycota; Pezizomycetes; Pezizales; Morchellaceae. Gene Ontology annotation, cellular component: calcineurin complex; cytoplasm.